Messenger RNA from Diatraea saccharalis (sugarcane borer), 1836 nucleotides. NCBI's taxonomy places the organism in Eukaryota, Metazoa, Arthropoda, Insecta, Lepidoptera, Crambidae. The record is from the annotation of a GenBank genome assembly.
AUGCGCUCUGUAGUAGCAAAAAGUACGAGUAGCAAGUGCCUUAAAGAUUCGUCAGUCCUGUUAGGUCCUGGUGGACUCUUCCGUGGUGUGAUUGGUUGCAACAUUGAAGGAACCAGAGGCCGCCUCACGUGGGUCAAUAACUGGGUCACAUUCAUGGACUGUAUGCUACAGCUCAAGAUCAUAGGCCAAGACACUAGGGGCCUGUUAGUCCCCACUAGAAUAAAGAAACUGUCGAUUGACACUAACGUGCAUUAUAAUGCUAUCUCAAAGAUGUGUGCUGACUCUAGCAAACAUUCCUUCGAAGUCCGCGUCUAUCCGAAUGUGAAUGUUAUUCGCGCCGGAGGUGUAGAAGUACGUGGCUUAUAUGUUACUCCUAUAUCGAAGAGAAAUAAACUCGACAUACCAGUUCUUGAAAAACAUGUUUUCGUACCUAAUUUUGGAAACAGUAAAAUGAAGAUAGAAGAUGCUAUCCGAGCAAAUCUACAACUUGUUCUGGAGAACAUACAAACUUUCAAAAUUAAAACCAUUGAGUACGUUGACGAAGAAUAUAAAAAAAAUAACCUGGAACCAAUCAUCACGACAGUGGCAGAAGUUUUGGAAGACAUGCCGCUGAUGCAAGUUGAGUUGUUAGUUAUUUCUGAAAAAACGUAUGAAAAUCUGCCUACUAGUAUCACUGUUGAAAACAUAAAGCUUUCAGGAGAAUUAAACGCCGUUGUAUUUAUCGGAGCCAAUCUUCUAAAAAGAGAUAAAGUUCUUCAAAAAGGUAUAACAACACUACGUGAAAAAUGCUUUAUCAUUAGUAGAGAAAAAGAGCGACCCAACCCAAAUCCUUCCUCUGAUAAAUAUGACAUUGUCUCCAUUCAUGACACUGGCAUGGAAUACAUUAUUCUUUUGAGGAAGAAAGUGAAAACGAAACCUGCUAAAUUUGUCAAGAUCACGGCAGAUGACCUCUCCUUCUCAUGGAUAGACAAAGUUAAAGAAGUGCUUAAAAAAAGUGAAAAGGUUGUUCUUUACUCUGAAAAUGAGCACAUAAAUGGUUUAUUAGGUCUUGUGAACUGUUUGCGACGAGAACCUGGCGGAGAAAUUGUAUGCGGUAUGCUUAUCGCUGAUUCCUCAGCACCACACUUCAAUCCAGAUUUGGAGAUAUAUAAGAAACAGCUAAAUAAAGAUUUGUCCAUCAACAUUUUUCAAGAUGAUCAGUGGGGAACAUACCGUCAUCUUCUUCUCGGUGAUUUGGACAUAGUACGAGUCAAUCAUGCUUUCGUCAACACUACCACUAUCGGCGAUCUCUCCUCUUUAAGGUGGCUCGAAGGUCCAAUUAAACCUGAUCAAGUCUUCAAGAACCCAGAUAGCGUUAUGAUACAUGUAUAUUCUUCCGCAUUGAACUUCCGUGACGUGAUGAUGGCGACGGGUCGUAUGACUGUGGACGUGGUGGCUCGCGGCAGACUUGCCCAGGAAUGUGUACAAGGGUUAGAAGUAGCCGGCAGGACACCCAAUGGUUCCCGCGUUAUGGCAAUAGUUCCUAGACAAGGAUUAGCCAAUGUAGUGGAGAGCGAUAAGGCUUUAAUGUGGUGCAUCCCCGAGGAAUGGAGCUUUGAGGAAGCAGCCACAGUACCCGUCGCUUAUGGCACUGUUUACUAUUCAAUGGUGAUGAUAGGGCGGCUACAGCAUGGUGAGUCUAUACUGAUCCACGCUGGGUCCGGGGACGUGGGUCAGGCCGCUAUCAAUGUAGCUCUUCACUACGGCUGCGAAGUGUUCACUACUGUAGGAAACGCUGAAAAGAGGGCAUUCAUCAAGAAACUUUUUCCCCAAUUAAAAGGUACUCUUGGACCGUAG